AGCUAUAUAAAUGUAUAGACUUGUACAUUGCAAUCACAACAACCCAGUCUCAUUGCAGACUUUUAUCAAACAGCUUUCAUCCUAACUUCACCAUCCACUCUUUGUAUCUCUCAUUGCCAUGGCUGCUUCUUCUUCUUCUUCCUUCACUGUUUCACUAGUGCUGGUGUCUGUCCUACUACUGGGCACCUCCUUAAUGGCCAUCUCUGCUAAUAAUUUCUACCAGGACUUCACCCUUACUUGGGGUGAUGGUCGUGCCAAGAUACUCAACAGUGGGGAGCUUCUCACUUUGUCCCUGGACAAAACUUCAGGCUCCGGUUUCCAAUCCAAUAAUGAAUAUCUGUUCGGGAAGAUUGAUAUGCAGCUCAAGCUUGUUCCUGGUAACUCUGCUGGCACUGUCACCGCCUAUUAUUUAUCUUCAAAGGGGGCAGCGUGGGAUGAGAUAGACUUCGAAUUCUUGGGGAACCUGAGUGGAGAUCCUUACAUUCUUCACACAAACGUGUUCAGUCAAGGCAAAGGCAACAGAGAGCAGCAGUUCUAUCUCUGGUUCGACCCAACUGCCGACUUCCACACCUACUCCAUCCUCUGGAAUCCCCAAACAAUCAUAUUCUCUGUGGAUGGAACUCCCAUAAGAGAGUUCAAGAACUUAGAGUCAAAGGGCGUUCCCUUCCCGAAGAGCCAACCCAUGAGGAUCUAUUCAAGUCUCUGGAAUGCGGAUGACUGGGCUACCAGGGGUGGCCUCAUCAAGACUGACUGGACCCAAGCUCCCUUCACCGCCUCCUACCGCAAUUUCAAUGCCAAUGCCUGUGUUUGGUCUUCUGGGUCAUCUUCUUGCAACUCCAAUUCUGCCUCUUCGUCUGCAUCCAACAACAACUGGUACUCGCAAGAGCUGGAUUCGACGAGCCAAGAGAGAUUGAAAUGGGUCCAAAAGAACUAUAUGAUCUACAAUUACUGCACCGACACCAAACGCUUUCCUCAGGGCUUUCCUCUCGAAUGUACCGCCACCACUCAAUCUUAGAUAAAUGUAUAUACUAUAUACAUACACGCAGAGACUCCACCAUCUACAGAGGAGCGGAGUCCACUCCUCUCUUAUCCUUUCCAUUGAUUCCCCCGCCUCUCCCCCUUACCACCUCCCUUCUUUCUUUUUGUGAAAUCCAUGUACUCAAAUUCUUGUAUUUGUUUAUACCAGUGAGUUGUAAUUCAAACAACACGAAAUAACUACUACUUGUAUUUAAUUGUUUUGAAGUUUUAAAAUUUCCCCCUUA
Macadamia integrifolia is the source of this 1262-nucleotide messenger RNA. RefSeq names its product probable xyloglucan endotransglucosylase/hydrolase protein 23. The transcript has 3 exons. The coding region runs from base 119 to 1015 and encodes 298 amino acids. Gene Ontology annotation, cellular component: apoplast; cell wall. Gene Ontology annotation, molecular function: xyloglucan:xyloglucosyl transferase activity; hydrolase activity, hydrolyzing O-glycosyl compounds. Gene Ontology annotation, biological process: xyloglucan metabolic process; cell wall biogenesis. The record is from RefSeq and is a predicted model, not a curated record. NCBI's taxonomy places the organism in Eukaryota, Viridiplantae, Streptophyta, Magnoliopsida, Proteales, Proteaceae.